Nothobranchius furzeri (turquoise killifish) is the source of this 6794-nucleotide messenger RNA. RefSeq names its product Rho guanine nucleotide exchange factor (GEF) 12a (gene arhgef12a). Gene Ontology annotation, molecular function: G protein-coupled receptor binding; guanyl-nucleotide exchange factor activity. Gene Ontology annotation, cellular component: cytoplasm. The record is from RefSeq and is a predicted model, not a curated record. NCBI's taxonomy places the organism in Eukaryota, Metazoa, Chordata, Actinopteri, Cyprinodontiformes, Nothobranchiidae. Gene Ontology annotation, biological process: G protein-coupled receptor signaling pathway; intracellular signal transduction.
CAGUUUUCCAUCACCAGUGUCCCCCUUCAUCCCCUGGCGGAAGUGGUUAGUGGGAGCGCUGCUGCCUGGACCCCAACUGACUGGUAGCGAGCUAGGGCGUUGCUAGCGGCAGAAAGUGGGAUUUUUGGUUCAUUUCUACAAGUUAUAUUCUUCUGGAAACGGCGUCUUCCGUCGGAAAACAACACGUCUUCUGCUCGCUGAAAGUUUGAAGCCCAUCUGCUUCUUGGUCGCUGUUUAGAAGAGUGGAGGUUACUUUGUGCGCCGUUAGCCGGACACUUAGCUACCCACCCUUUCCAUCCACGGGAAUUCUGAAGAGAAACGACUGAAUUUGGAAACAUGGAGUCAUGCAACGUAGCGCCGUGCUAACUCGAAUCCACAGGAUUUCCCCCCUUAUUUUUCUGGCUUCAGAAGACCUUCGUAAGGGACUCGACUCUGAGACUUCUCGCAAGAUUCAUGAGGUGUUUUGUACGUGUAAUUUUCGCUCGUUUGCCGGUUCAUUGUUGUGGACGGGAGUUUGCUUAAUUUGCACUCGAAAUAAGAGUACGCACGCACGCACACACACACAAGCAAAGUUUUUGCUGAAAGAGCUCGUCUGUUUUGUUAGCUGGUGAGAUUUAACGCCAGCUUGUUGUGAGAAAGGACUUUCGGAAAACAUGCUAAUCUAACAGACGUUGUUUAAAGUUUUGUAUUAAUAAAACAUCCAAACACAGCUACAGCUGUUUUGCUAACUUGUAACAGUAAUAGUUGGUGCUGAGCGAUUCUCAUGAUCACGGGAGAGUCGUUCCCACAGCCACGGACAGGCAUUUCUUGGAGUUGGGAAUACCAAAUGGGACUUCAGGAAUUUCCAACAUCUUUAAAGAUCAUUUAGGCACCGACCGAGGCCACUCGGCUGAGCAGGGGUGGUGGCAGACGGACUGCAUCUCUGGGCCAAGGUGCCUGCUGGAUUGGAUUGUUUACACGUUCCCCACCGGCGGAAAACCGGGAUAUGAAUGCAACGGAAUCAUACAAAGACUUCGCAUAUGCACGGGAAGUUGUGCCAGCCGGAGCUGUAUAUUUAUUAUUACUGGGAGAAUAUUCAUUGCAGCUGGAGUAGGAUUUCAUCCAGGAACUGUGCAGCUAAAUGCGACAGAGGGCCGGAUUAUAUAAAGAAAAGCUUUGGACUUUAGCUUCGAUUUGACUGGGAAUACUCGCUGACAGAUUGAGCAUUCAGUGUUUUUAUUUUGUUUAGUCCAAGGACGUGCCUUGCAACAAAUCAACACUGCUCUAAAAGUAUAUCGAUCCUCCACUGUUCAGACGAAUGUCAGAGAAGGACGCUCUGGGAAAUCAGCUCUGGAAAAUGUUAAAAGGAUACAACUUUCUGCAAAUCUAGAACCGGAUAGCCCAAUGAGUGACACACAGCCCAGCUUCACUGACAGGUUUAACAAGAAAGCAAUCAGAACCAGCAGCAUUCUCAGUAAAGACCACCCCCCAGACAAGAAACCCAAAAGUGACAAAACCUCACCUCCCUCCAAUGAGUUUGACCCUACAGACGCUCUGGUGGUGCAGAAGAGUGGCAACAACAGUGUGCUAGCAGAGGGGAAGCCUGAGUCCUGUGGUCUAGUCCAGCGAUGUGUGAUCAUCCAGAAAGAUGAAAAUGGCUUUGGGUUCACUGUCAGUGGCGAUAACCCCGUGUUUGUGCAGCUGGUCAAAGAAGAUGGGGCUGCUAUGCGGGCAGGUGUUCAGACAGGAGACAGGAUCAUCAAGGUUAACGGGACCCUUGUGACACAGUCCAAUCACACUGAAGUUGUGAAACUUAUCAAAUCGGGCUCGUAUGUGGCCCUCACGGUUUUGGGGCGACCUCCGGGGCUCGCUCAGAUCCCGUUGCCUGAGGCAGAGCCUGAUGUGUUCGGCGUUAGGGUAUCCUCCCCGAACUCUCCAGCCACCGAACGCUCAUGCAGUCCUCAGGACCGCCUCUUUUCCCCACAACAACAAUAUGACGAGAACAACAGUUUCUGCGACCAGAGGACAAAUGUCUUUGCAAAGUUUCUAUCAAAGGAGCAGCAGGAGCUGCAGGUCAUGAAAAAGGAGUACAGCAGGAACCCCUCCCCCAAACUACUGAAAGACAUUCAGGAAGCUACAAAACACAUUCCACAGCUGCAGGGUCAGCUCUUCAAGGCCACUGGGACAACACAGGAGGCUGUUUCCGGUGGUGAUGAAGACAAUGGUAGCAUAUCAGAGACAGAUUGGACCCCUCCUCAUAAAGGAAACAACUGCAUAGACCUGCUGUGGAACAACACUCCAAAAUCCCGUGUAUUCGAACCUGGAUCUCCUUCUACCCAGAGUCCAAGAGACUCCUGCGCGAGCCCCAAAAGCUCUCCUAAAGACAGCUUCAACCCCGUCUACUCCCCAGAGACGGAGGACGUCACUGACCUGGACACCGUCUCUCCCACCACGGUCAGCAGUCCUCUUCCCUGCCGCCUUGGCUUGCAAAUUAUAGGAGCAGAAGACGACUAUUUUGAUUCGGACCAGGAGCAGACAAAUGGCCAGUGUAACAGCUUUAACAGUAUUGAGCAGCUCAAGUCUCGUCCUGCCCACCUCGCAGCUUUUUUGCAUCAUGUCAUUUCUCAGUUUGACCCUGCUCCUGUGUUGUGCUACCUCUAUGCUGACUAUUACAAGCAAACCAACUCCAAAGAAACAAGAAAGGAGCUCCAUAACGUCUUCAUAGACCGGGCAGCAAUUUUAAAAGUUCCCAUUCCUGAAUCAGUUUCUUCUGACCUUAACUGGCGACGAAUGGAACUGAACCCUGAAGAAACAAACAAACAGUAUGUUAAAACACUGCAGGACUCUCUCCUCUCUGACAUUCAGAAAAACCUCGAGGACUUCAGGCAGAAACGCAGUAUGGGCCUAACAGUGGCUAAGGCUGAGCUGACAAGACUGGACCAAGAAAGAGUCAGAGACCGGGUCACCAUAGAGCGGGAGCGAUCAUACGCAGAAAGCAUCAUCAGUAAAAUAGAUGACAUCCUGUUCACUACUCAAACCACAGAGGAAGACAAAUGCACUACGAUACAGAAUGUUAUCUACACAUACAUGAAGCACCUUGGGGUGAGAGUCAAGGAACCUCGAAUUCUGGAGGCCAAACGGGGUCGGAAAAGCUUUUUACCUAAAAUGAUGCAGAAAGGCAUAAAAACUGAGAAGGAAGGAGAAGACAAAGGCAGAAAAGUAUUUAUGUUGCCCCUGCGUCGGCCCAGCCGCAUUGACUCGUCGCCAGCCAUUAAAGCCCUGGACAGUCGUCCCAAGCCUCAGAAACAGCUGUCUCAGCCGACGCCUGUGACCAGCGAGCUAAUGGAAGUUGGUCCAUUGAGAGGCAGCCAAUCCAGCGAUUGCAAUGACCUCAAUCACUCCAUGUCUGUCACCACCUCAUCUCCAAACAUCAACACCCACUGCACAGAUGUGAGCCGAGACGUCGACAUCGGUGGGACGUCAUCUGGGUCCUCCAGACUGAACGACGGCCUUCAGACCGACCUGGACGUGUUCCCAUUCCCGUCUUCACCACUGGAUGUUUGUGAUCAGCUCCAGGAGGACGACAGUGACCGAGCCCAUGAGGGAACUCCAAAGGCCACAAGAAGAUUUGAAGGAUUGAUUGCAGCUGAUGUCCAAAGUGAGGACGAUCAAGGGACAGACUCUGAGCACAAUCCUCCAAACUGGCAUCAGCGGGUGGGUCGAGAAGUCCUCGUAGGCCUCAGUCCUCAUGAAAUCAAGCGUCAGGAAGUUAUCAACGAGCUGUUUUACACUGAGCGCGCUCAUGUGCGGAUGCUGAAAGUUUUGGACCUCGUCUUCUACCAAAAGCUUUCCAAAGAUGCAAUUCUUCCUCCUACUGACAUCAAAAAUAUCUUCACCAACUUGGAGGAGGUUCUGCAGCUGCAUGUUUCAAUACUGGAGCAAAUGACAGCUGUCCGGAAGAGAAACGAGUCUUCCGUCAUUGAUCAAAUAGGAGAUGACUUGCUCUCUUGGUUCAGCGGCGGCGAGGAGGAGAAGAUCAAGCAGGCAGUGGGGACGUUUUGCAGCAAUCAGCCUUUUGCUCUAGAGAUUAUUAAAACCAAGCAGAAGAAAGACUCGAGGUUCAUUUCAUUCAUCCAGGAGGCUGAGAGUAACAGACUGUGUCGCCGGCUGCAGCUCAAAGACCUCAUUCCUGUAGAGAUGCUCCGGCUCACCAAGUACCCGCUGCUACUGGACAACAUCGUCAAGUACACAGACAUUGCUGUGGAAAAGCAGAAAGUCAAGCAGGCAGCAGAAUGCUGUAGAAGGAUCCUCAGUCAUGUCAACCAGGCUGUGAAGGAGUCUGAGGACAAACAGAAAUUAGAAGACUAUCAGCGAAGAUUGGACCUCUCCACUCUAAAGCAGACUGACAACCCUCUGAUCGCUGAACUAAAGAAUCUGGAUCUAACAAAGAGGACGAUGAUUCAUGAGGGUUCACUGUCGUGGAAAGUGAACAGGGACAAGACUAUUGAGUUGUUCACACUCCUCCUUGAGGACAUCCUCGUUCUGCUGCAGAAACAGGAUGAGCGUCUGAUCCUUAAGUGUCACAGCAAGAACCUGGCAGGUGCUGCAGAUACCAAACACAUCUACAGCCCCAUCAUCAAACUCAGCACUGUCCUCGUGCGCUCUGUUGCUACGGACAACAGGUCCUUUUUCGUCCUCUCUGUGUCUGAAAACGGUUCCCACAUCUACGAGCUAAUGGCGCCCACUGUGACGGAUCAGAACACGUGGCAAAGUCUGAUCUCCCAGAGAGCCGAUGCAAUGAAAGUCAAGCCUCACAGCAUCAUCCCGUUACCUCAGCCUGACGGGGAGAGAGAUGGAGCGGAGAUCAUAACAGCUGGUACUUCCCGACUGGGUAAAGACCCGGACCGCACAUCCACCAGCAGCACUCAGUCCACAGAUAAAGAGAGAGGUCCAGCCUCUAGAGGUGCAUUACAGACUUCUCUACCUGGUAGUAAUCCUUUUGAAGAAGUGAAGGCUGAGGAGGAGGAGGAGGAGGGUGGCUUUGUGGACCGAGUGCUUCCUUACCAAGUAGCUGAAAUCGACAGAGAAGGAGACUCGUUUGAUGUGUUUCCCUCUCGAGCAGAUGAAGCACUGAAAACAUUGGCAGCAUUAAAGCACGUGUUGGUGACCCAGCUGAUGUCCCAGGAGGCAGCAGAACAAAGCAAACGCUCCUCUGGAGUCCGUCUCCUCAGGACUACGUCCCUGCGGACCCCGACGGACAACCGCAGCAAGGUUCUGGUCCACAACGGCUCCGAGAAAAGUAGCUCCAAAACAGAAGACCUGGCUCAGGACCUGGGGUCGUGGGACACUGGAUUCUUUGAGUCACCUGAAGAUUACGGAUGUUUGGUCCUAGAAGGUUACUGCGGCCCACGGGAGAGCAGCACAGAUGACGACAUCCUGGCCUCAACCACAGGGAAGCAGCUGAACACCUCACAAGUCUGCGCUGCCGACUCCGGCAUCAAUUUACGAUUUUCCUCCACGUCACAGGUCGGCAGCCUCUCCACUUUCAGCAGGCAGGUGCUGUCGCACCUUAGAAAUCUUCAGACCAACCUCAACUAUCUAAAGGAGGUGGAGGCGAAGUACAACAAUCUAAUACACCAAAGGCCAGAGAGGUCGACAACAGACAAGGAUAAAGAUAAGAGAUAGUGUGGAUGUCAGAUUCUGGUUCUGGUCCCAAAGAGGAAGGACAUACUUUCUUCUUCUGUCCUGGACUUUCUGGACGUCCUGUAAGCUUGUCCUCUCACUGCUGAUUCCCCUUUUUCAAUAGCACCCCCCCCCCCCCCCCUCCGGUGGGAGGAUGAAAGACUUGAGAGUGAGCAGAUGUUUGAAGGAACAUCACCACCCUUCUCAGCACAAGGCAAUCAGGGAAGUGGGAUUGCCCCAGAACCUCAGCCGCUUCAACCUCCCAACACCCAGUUCCCCCUAAAACUUCCUGCGAGAAAGAGAACUUAUACCAAAAUGUACAAAGAUGUGUGCUUAGAAUAUAUGUAUAUGAAACACAAACGAGAAAAGGAAAAUUUUAAGAUAAUGUAUUAAGAUUUUUUUUUAUCCCAAGAUGUAUUUAUUUUCUUUUUUUCUUUUCAUUUUUUUCACGUAUUGCUUCCCAUACUGCUUGCAUGCUUUUGGCUGCAGUGUUACCCUGCAGCUGCUCCUCGUCCUUCAGUCAGACCUGAUUAGUGUGGGUGCACGCUGACACACUCCCUCUGGUGUGAGCUUAGGAACAGCACUGCAUUCGGACUGAUAGAGGCCAGAGUUGCACUAGUGACGGAUACAUCUCGUGUAUUUAAAAUGACAAAUUGUUCAAGUCUAGGAUUUAACCUAAAUUCCAGGUGUGGUGUUAACUAGAAUGAAGAGUCUCUAGACUCUGAUAUGGUCCUGUUUCACUUCUGUGCUGACUGCUGUCUUCUCCCUUUUCACUCUUGUUGUUUUGUGUGUGAUUCUCUCCCUUCUUUUCCCAGUGAAAAUCAUGGUUAUCUUUCCUUUUCCUCUUCCAAGUAACCAAGUGGCUUUCAUCCUCACUCAUCCCUUCCCACUCUAAAUGUCACGCUUCCUCUUCUGCCUCUGGUUAUCGUGCCCUUUCCCCCUCUCCUACAAGGAGCGGUCAUGCUCUUUCUGUAUCAGCCUCUGACAGAAACGCUGCUUCUCUCUGCUUCUGAUGGUGAUGCUGAUCUGACUGCCUGAUAUUCUGAUAAUGGCAUGAAGUUCAACAUAUAGAUCAAGUUGGAAGGUUGUUCAUUGAGGAAAUAAACGCUGCCAUGACAUGUUCAAAAGCAAAA